This is a messenger RNA of Beta vulgaris subsp. vulgaris (sugar beet), 1164 nucleotides long. RefSeq names its product germin-like protein subfamily T member 2. The transcript has a single exon. Lineage: Eukaryota; Viridiplantae; Streptophyta; Magnoliopsida; Caryophyllales; Amaranthaceae. Gene Ontology annotation, cellular component: cell wall. The record is from RefSeq and is a predicted model, not a curated record. Gene Ontology annotation, molecular function: manganese ion binding. The coding region runs from base 274 to 1032 and encodes 252 amino acids.
UCGCGAUUGGUAGGGAAGAGCACCGUGAUAGUUUGUACAGGUCAAGAUGACUAUUGUGGCUCAUUGAGUUGGAUCUCUUAAGGUUCUAGAGCAUGAAAGCCAGAUAAUCCUAAGCAAAACACAAGCUUCUUCCAUGUUCAACAAUUUGAAUGAGUCUUGUCUUUAACCACUACAACUUACCACAUUGAACUUAAGUCUACUUCUUCCCUCAGCAACCGCUAAAUUUCCUUGCUAAGCAUCAUCCCUAGCUCUAUUUAAUACUAAUCAAAUUUUAUGCCUUUGACAAAGUCACAUGUUGACGUCCUAUAUAAACGUUUAAUCUUAGUCUUGGAACAAUAUCAAAAGAAAAAUCUUAAUCUUAGAACAAUACAAACAAACACUCUAGAUAAUUUCAUGGCUCCCCUACUCUACCUUGUAGUAUUCUUGCUUGCUCCUUUUCUCUCCCAUGCUGCGGAUCCCGAUCCUUUGCUAGAUUUUUGUGUAGCGGACCUUAAUGCCUCUCCCUCAUUUGCUAAUUUCCCUUGCAAACAAACCUCAAAUGUGACCUCUGAAGAUUUCUUCUUUGAUGGGUUUAUGAAUGAGGGAAACACAUCAAACUCGUUUGGAUCAAGGGUCACACCCGGAAACGUCCUCACAUUUCCUGCCCUUAAUAUGCUCGGGAUUUCAAUGAAUCGGGUUGAUCUUGCUGUGGAUGGGAUGAACCCGCCCCAUUCCCACCCACGAGCAAGUGAGAGCGGUGUGGUGAUGAAGGGGAGAGUUCUAGUAGGGUUCGUAACCACGGGGAAUGUGUACUAUUCAAAGGUGUUGGUUCCAGGACAGAUGUUUGUAAUCCCAAGGGGGUUGGUUCAUUUUCAAAAGAAUGUUGGACAAAAUAAGGCACUCAUCAUUACAGCUUUCAAUAGUCAGAAUCCAGGAGUAGUGUUAUUAUCCUCAACCUUGUUUGGUACAAACCCUUCAAUUCCAGAUGAUGUUUUAAGCCAAACUUUCCUAGUGGACCAGAGCAUUGUCGAAGGAAUAAAAUCCAACUUUUGAUUGUAACUAAAUUACUACUAUGAAGAUUCCCUUUGUUUUUAUUUUUUCAUUAUUUUGUUAAUUUAAUAAUGUCAAAGUUGUAUGCAUUAUGCAUGUAUUAAUAAAACAAUAAAGAUAUGAUUUUUUUAUUUA